UGUGCUAGCCCCUCUGGGAGAGCUCAUCCGACCAGACGUUUCUUUGUGUGACUCUGUGGUCCAAUGACUCGGGGCUUUGCUGGCUCAGCUUUGUGGGCCCAGAUCAGGAGCCGGGGCCGUCGGCAGCCUCCAGGACUGGACACUGCCUUUGGAAAUAGCCGCUAAGCAUCGUUGGGUAGCUUUGUGCUAUCUCCUGUCUGGUUCAUCUACAGCCUCUUCAUGAAGCUUUUUGGGAAGUCGCCUCCUCCCAUCACCUUAGAGAACCCUGAGGUGAAGUACCCACUGAGGCUGAUUGACAAAGAGAAUAUCAGCCAUGACACACGGAGGUUCCGAUUCGCUCUCCCCUCUCCACAACACGUUCUGGGGCUCCCCAUUGGUCAGCACAUUUACCUCUCAGCCCGGAUCGAUGGGAACCUGGUCAUCCGGCCCUACACCCCCGUCUCCAGCGAUGAUGACAAAGGCUUCGUGGAUCUGGUUAUCAAGAUUUACUUCAAAGACACGAACCCCAAGUUUCCUGCUGGCGGGAAGAUGUCCCAAUAUCUGGAGAGUCUGAAAACUGAUGACACUAUUGACUUCAGAGGCCCCAGUGGACUGCUGGUCUACCGUGGUAAAGGGAAGUUUGCCAUCCGUCCUGACAAGAAGUCGGAGCCUGCCAUCAAGACGGUGAAAUCAGUGGGCAUGAUUGCAGGAGGGACAGGUAUCACCCCGAUGCUGCAGCUAAUCCGUGCCAUCAUGAAGGACCCUGAGGACCACACCGUCUGCCACCUGCUCUUCGCCAACCAGACAGAGAAGGACAUCCUGCUGCGACCCGAGCUGGAGGAGCUCAGGAACCAGCACUCGGCCCGCUUCAAGCUCUGGUUCACUGUGGAUAAAGCCCCGGAAGACUGGGACUACAGCCAGGGCUUCGUGAACGAGGACAUGAUCCGGGAGCACAUGCCCCCGCCCGAGGCGGAGCCCCUGAUCCUCAUGUGCGGACCCCCCCCCAUGAUCCAGUACGCCUGCAUCCCCAACCUGGACAAAGUGGGCUACUCCAAGGAGCUGCGCUUCUCCUUCUAGGGGCCUGGGGCGGCGCGCUGGGGGAGAGGGCCACGUCCCCCCCACGGCCGGCUGCAGGCCCCCCUCCCGGAGGGCCCGGGGCCACGGCCCCCGCGGUCCCAGACGUCUUUUCCUGGCCAUUAUUCUCGGUCACACGCUGCCUAAAGAGUAAGGAGGCUUUCCUCCCGGUCUUGGGAGACUUUCUGGUUUUAUUUUUUACUUUUUAACUCUUCGUUUUUCCUUCUCCAAUCAGCCCGCCUCCCAGGCAAGGAGAGGCUUCCCGGGAGGCGCAGCGGGUGGCUCCCCCCCGCCCCGGCGCCCUCAGCCACCUGGGGUCUCCCCGGGCCUCGAGGGUCCCUGAGCCCGGCCGCCCACACCCCCUCCCGGGGGCGGCUUCCCCGUCACUGAGGGGCUUUUGAGUCAUUCGGGCCGAGGAAGGAGCCCCCUUGGUGGGCAGGGGGGCCCCGGCUCCUGGACAGUCCCGGGGGAUCCUGGUCAGCGGGUCCCUCCCGGGGCCCCGAGAUGGGCGAGGGCAGAGCUCGGCUGGGGCAGCGUUUGCUCCCCUGCCUCUUGCACUUGGAGAGCUGGGAGGGGUCCUAAGGAGGGGACCCUGAAAGCUGGGGCCACAGUGGGGAUUGGGCCCAGAAUGAGGGGAGCUCCCGGCCCUCGAUGGCGACUGGAAGGGACCCCACGCGUCCGAGGGGCGCAAGAGAGAGACGAGGGAGGGCGGGAAGGAGAGACAAGGGAGUGCAGGGGAUGCUGCUUCCCCCCCUUAGCACGGCUGGGCAAGGGUCCCGACCACGCCCCCCGCCCAUGGCAGCCCCUAUAGGAAGCCAGGUUCCAGAGUGUUCUCCCCCAAGGAGAGACCCCAGGGGGGCCCCGCUGGGAUUCCCCCCCAGGCAGUCUGGCCCCAUACGGCUCCACUGUGCUCUGUCCUUGGGCCGGCUGCUGGGGGGGGGGCUGCCUUGGGUGAGAGGUCCGCCUCCACUCAGAGCCCCCUGCCCACAACCAGAGGGCAGCCAACAGUGCCCCCGGCAUGGGGGGGGCUGGGCCGGUCCAGGCAGGCGAGGGGGGAGGGUGUGAGUGUGCAAGAGCAAGUGUGCGAGAGAGUGAGUGUGCAAGUGUGUAAGGGGUGAAUGUAAGUGUGCAAGAGUGUGGCAGGGCAUGAGUGUAAGAGAGUGUGUGAGAGAGUGAGUGUGCAAGUGUAUGAGGUGAGUGUAAGUGUGCAAGAGUGUGGCAGGGUGUGAGUGUGCAAGAAGGGGUGAGUUUGCAUGAGCGUGUGUGUGGGUGUGAGUGUGUCCCAGUGAUGGGAAGCAGAAGGGGUUGCGAGGGGGAGACAAAAGCAGGGGCUGCAGGGGGUGGGCACGGGCCGGACCUUCGGCCCAGGGGCUGAGGCGGGGUGGGGUCUGCUGCCCCGGGUGCCAGGGCAGGGGGCCAGGGCAGGCGGUCGGCCUUUGUUUCCUCCUCCUCCCACAGUGGCUUUCUCCCAGACUUCCUUUUGUGUAGAAACCAGAAUAAAACUUCGCUCACUGCA
Antechinus flavipes (yellow-footed antechinus) is the source of this 2569-nucleotide messenger RNA. RefSeq names its product NADH-cytochrome b5 reductase 3. NCBI's taxonomy places the organism in Eukaryota, Metazoa, Chordata, Mammalia, Dasyuromorphia, Dasyuridae. Gene Ontology annotation, molecular function: oxidoreductase activity; FAD binding. The record is from RefSeq and is a predicted model, not a curated record. The coding region runs from base 220 to 1056 and encodes 278 amino acids. The transcript is spliced from 9 exons. Gene Ontology annotation, cellular component: mitochondrion.